Volvox carteri f. nagariensis is the source of this 411-nucleotide messenger RNA. RefSeq lists its product as uncharacterized. The record is from RefSeq and is a predicted model, not a curated record. The transcript is spliced from 2 exons. NCBI's taxonomy places the organism in Eukaryota, Viridiplantae, Chlorophyta, Chlorophyceae, Chlamydomonadales, Volvocaceae. The coding region runs from base 1 to 411 and encodes 136 amino acids.
AUGAACAAAACAGCUUCACAAAAUGCCGUACAGCCUACACAGACAACGUUGGACAAGCACUGCACAGUUCAGUGCGCGUCAAAUUGCGUGGUUCGGUGUACGUUAAAUUGCGCGUUGAAUUGCAUGUUUAAUUGCACGUCGAGUUGUGUGGUGGGUUGCGCGUUAAAAUGCACGAGUCGGCGCAUGUCGAAUUGCGCAGUGCGAUGCAGCCAAUGUUUUGCGAUUUGCGCGUUAAAUCGUGGUGCGGUGCGUGUGGCGCGGUGCGGUGCAACGCGGUGCAGUGCGGUGCGGCGCGGACACCGAAGCGGUGCACGGCGAUGCUCGGGGGCGCAUUGCACGGGCCCAGGCGUGGAGCAGUGCAGUCCGGGACGACGCGGUGUGCGGUGCACGGUCCAGAACGAAAAGAAAUGA